Dipodomys ordii (Ord's kangaroo rat) is the source of this 1448-nucleotide messenger RNA. It is a transcript of the gene Pigc, whose product is annotated as phosphatidylinositol glycan anchor biosynthesis, class C. Gene Ontology annotation, cellular component: membrane; glycosylphosphatidylinositol-N-acetylglucosaminyltransferase (GPI-GnT) complex. Gene Ontology annotation, biological process: GPI anchor biosynthetic process. The transcript has a single exon. The record is from RefSeq and is a predicted model, not a curated record. NCBI's taxonomy places the organism in Eukaryota, Metazoa, Chordata, Mammalia, Rodentia, Heteromyidae. Bases 41 to 1204 code for a protein of 387 amino acids.
CAUGUGGGUCACCUGAGUGGUACCCGAGUGGUGUUCUUUAAUGAUCGGAGCUGGCCCUUGCCAGUCACCCCUCGACUGUCCUCACAAACCUGUCUUUCUAGGAACGUGGCUGUGGCAUCCUGCCCCAGAAGAAACCCUUCGCUUCACAGGCUGCGCCGGGUUGCCGCCUUGUGAACAGGGAAAGGUCAGUACAGUGUCCGCAGGGAACUGCCGGCGAGGUCUUAUUUCAGAUCUUCACAAAGACCCAGAGCCCCGUGGGCCUCUCCGAGGGAGCCCUGCUGGUGUGGUUUUUGAGGGAGAGGGUAGGAUGAUGUGUGACAAAGCUGAAACCCACACCAAGGAGGUCCGGUGGCAGAAGGUCUUAUACGAGCGGCAGCCCUUCCCUGAUAACUAUGUGGACCGGCGGUUCCUGGAAGAGCUCCAGAAAAACAUCUAUGCCCGCAAGUACCAGUACUGGGCAGUGGUGUUUGAGUCCAGUGUGGUGGUGCAGCAGCUUUGCAGCGUCUGCGUUUUUGUGGUUAUCUGGUGGUACAUGGAUGAGGGUCUGCUGGCUCCCCACUGGCUCUUCGGGAUGGGCUUGGCGUCUUCAGUGGUCGGCUACGUCCUGUUUGACCUGGUGGACGGAGGCGAUGGUCGGAGGAGGAGUGGGCGGACCCGCUGGGAUGACCUCAAGAGUGCCCUGGUCUUCGUCACCUUCACCUACGGGUUCUCCCCGGUGCUGAAGACCCUGACGGAGUCCGUUAGCACGGACACCGUCUACGCCAUGUCCGUCUUCAUGCUGCUAGGCCACCUCAUCUUCUUUGAUUACGGGGCCAACGCUGCCAUUGUGUCCAGCACGCUGUCUCUGAACAUGGCCAUCUUUGCCUCCGUCUGCCUGGCCUCCCGGCUGCCCCGGUCUCUGCAUGCCUUCAUCAUGGUCACCUUUGCUAUCCAGAUUUUUGCCCUGUGGCCCAUGUUACAAAAGAAACUGAAGGCCUUCACCCCCCGCAGCUACGUGGGGGUCACCCUGCUUUUCGCACUCUCGGCUCUCGGGGGCCUGCUCUCCAUCAGCGGUGUGGGAGCUGUGCUCUUUGCCCUUCUGCUCAUCUCCAUCUCCUGUCUCUGCCCUUUCUACCUCAUUCGCCUGCAGCUUCUUAAGGAAAACAUUCACGGGCCCUGGGAUGAGGCUGAGAUCAAGGAGGACUUGUCCCGGUUCCUCAGCUAAGUUAAGCACCUCCUCUACAUGAGUAAAGCCAGCUGCUCAGACUCCCAUCCGCACCAGAAUAACAUCUGAAGGCAGGGCUCCAUUCUGGAAGCACCAGGCUAAUAUGGGUGAGACAAGAGAUCAGAAGGAAAACGUUAACCCAAGGCUUGUAGAUGGAGAACUUUUCUAGUGCCCUCUUGAGUUAUCUGCUGUAACAAAUGAAGUGGUUUCUAUUUAUUAAAAACAACAACAACAUACCCACUAA